AUGGGAUCUAGCGAUGCAGAGACUCGGCUUUUCGCUGACUUGCUUACAGGUUACAAUCCAUUGGAAAGACCCGUCGAGAAUGCCUCGGAUCCAUUGAUCGUCAAAAUGAAAAUCUUUCUACAACAAAUUCUCGAUGUUGAUGAGAAAAAUCAGCUCGUCUCGGUGAAUGCAUGGCUUCGUUUUACUUGGGGUGAUUACAAGUUGAAAUGGAAUCCGAAAGACUACAAUGGGAUUCGUGAUGUUCGCUUUCCAGGCACAACUGAUCACAUUUGGAAACCGGACAUUUUACUCUACAAUAGCGCAUCCGAGGAUUUUGAUUCAACUUUCAAGAGUAAUCUUUUGGUCUACAGUUCGGGUGAAGUGACUUGGAUACCGCCUGGUGUCUUGAAAUUCGUCUGCGCUAUUGAUGUAACCUGGUUUCCCUUUGACGAGCAAUUGUGUGAGCUCAAGUUUGGCUCGUGGACUUUUCACGGGCACGCUAUCGAUCUCCAAAUUGACACCACCGAUGAUCCGGAGAAUUCAACUAAUCCACAAAUGGAUCUCUCGACAUAUGUGGUGAAUGGAGAAUGGUCACUUAUCAAUAGUCCAGCUCAUAGAAAGGUUGGUUACUUUAAAUGUUGCCCAGAACCGUACCCUGUCGUCAAAUAUUAUCUCCAUCUUCGUCGGAGGACUUUAUUUUACGGAUUUAAUUUGAUCAUCCCAUCACUUUUGAUCACUCUGAUGACUGUUCUCGGUUUCUCGCUACCGCCAGACGCCGGGGAAAAGAUCAAUCUAGAAAUGACGGUUCUUCUCGCAAUCGUUUUUUUCUUAUCAAUGGUUUCCGAGAUGACACCGCCUACAUCAGAAGCAGUCCCACUAAUUGGCGUUUUCUUUUCCUGUUGUAUGUUGGUGAUCUCGGCGUCGGUAGUGUUCACAGUUGUCAUUCUCAAUCUUCACUUUCGAGGACCCGACACGCACGUGAUGUCACCACUAGUUCGAUCGGUGCUUCUCGAGUGGUUACCGUGGAUUCUGAUGAUGUCUCGCCCGGGGCACACUUUCACAAAGGGAUGCUCGAUUCAGGAUGGAGAAGCGAAAUUACGAGAACCCUCUCUACCGAUCAAUCGAAGCGAUCUCCCAGCUCAUCAACCCGUUUACGAGGCUCAACUCUUGCUUCUGCACUCUUGUUACGCUGAAUUAAAGCAGAUCACUGCUAAACUCGAGAAAGAGGCCAACGAGGAACGGGUGCAAAACGAUUGGCGUUUCGCGGCGAUGUGCGUCGAUCGAGCGUGUCUCAUUUUGUUUUCCCUCUUCAUCGUCAUCAGCACUCUUGCCAUCAUGCUUUCGGCUCCGCAUUUGAUUGCU
This is a messenger RNA of Mesorhabditis belari, 1341 nucleotides long. The record is from the annotation of a GenBank genome assembly. Lineage: Eukaryota; Metazoa; Nematoda; Chromadorea; Rhabditida; Rhabditidae.